CUUGGACAUGCAGCGGACGUUGCGGCAGUCGCGGCAGUCGGGUGCCCUGAAUCUGUCUGCACGGGACCUCAAGGAUAUUCCGAAGGCUGUCUUCUUCCCGAACAUGCACAUGGAAUCGGACGAACAGCAUUGGGAGUGCCGAGACCUGGUCAAACUCGACUUGAGCUACAACGAUCUCGUGGCAGUUCCUGCAGACGUGGAACAGCUUCAAGCAUUGACGUGGCUCAAGUUGAAGCAGAACCAGCUCACGGACAUCCCGCCUCAACUCGCUUCAUUGACGUCCCUCGUGUACUUGGACUUGAGCAACAACAAGCUGCAUGAAGCCUCGUCGUUCCUCGGCAGUCUCGUCCGCCUUCGCGAGUUGUCGCUCAGUGCCAACGUCUUGACGUCGCUGCCCGACACCCUUGGGCUUCUUGUGCAUUUAGAAACAUUGGCUCUUCACGACAACCAACUCGUUUGUAUCCCUUCUUCCAUCGCACACCUCACCAAGUUGCGCAGUGUCAGCGUGCAGCAGAACCUUCUGGAGACUCUACCGCCACUGUCGUCGCUUGUGUUGUUGGAGACUCUAGAUGUGAGCAAGAACAAACUCGCGGCCAUGCCGGCCUUGGACGCAUUACGCCGAUUGAAGUCGGUGGAUCUGCGGCACAACCGCCUGGACGACCUCCCGACGCUUCCGUCCACGCUCACAAUGCUCUUCGCUGGUCACAAUCGGCUGCGUGACUUGCCUCAACUCGAACGCCUGGCGCCAGCUCUGACCGUUCUGGACGUGCGCUGCAACCAGCUCGACGCCCUCCCCCCCUCCAUCGCUUCCCUCGACUUCCUCACAUCACUCGACGUUUCCAACAACAAUCUGUCCGACUUGCCCCCCGGACUGGGAAGUCUCGAUGCCCUGAACCACUUGGUCUUGGACGGCAAUCCGCUGCGGGCCAUUCGGCAGUCGGUGGUGGCGGGCGGAUGUGUGGCGUUGAAGCAAUAUUUGCAGAAGAGGACCGCACAGCUUCAGACACCUGCUGCUGCUGAUGUAGUAACCUCCACUGCACAUUCCAUCCCAGACCAUUUCAUUCGGGAUGCAUGUGCGUCCGGCGUGCUAGACUUGUCCAAUCGACGCACGCUCGACUUGUCCCACUUGGCGUCGGCCCCCCGACUUGGGGCGUCGUUAAUUCACUUGAAUAUGUCUCACAACGGCCUCAGUGCACUGCCUCCGGGCCUCGCAAGUCUCCACCUGCUUCAGUCACUGGCCGCGGAAAACAAUUAUCUGACGUCGUUGCCCGUGGACAUUGCCGAGUUGCCGCGGCUGCAAGCUCUGCGCGUGCAGAAGAACCGCCUGACAGACGCCGCCCUUGCUGCCGUCGUCCACAUCACAGCCCCCAUUCGAUACACGCUGGUGGAACUGGACGUCCGCAACAACAACUUGACCAAGGUACCUCCGGGUCUGUCGGCAUUUCAACUGUUGGACACGCUGCUCGUGUCGUUCAAUCAAAUCACAGCGUUGGAUGGCGUCCACUGGGCCAACAUGACCAAGUUGACGUCGUGUCUGGCCUCGAACAACCGCUUGGAGUCCCUGGGAACGAUUUAUGUCGCGCCGUCGUUGACGAGUUUGAAUGUCGAAAACAACGCGCUCCGACAUAUUCCCAUCGAGCUGGGUCAAACUGUGCACCUCCGGUUGGUAAACAUCCAAGGCAACCCCCAGCGACACAUCCGAUCCAGCGUCGUCCAGCGAGGUCCCCAUGCUGUACUGCAGCACCUCCAACAACUAGCAGAGAAACCAGUUGACUUGACCAGAGCACCUGCCAAGCGACCGCUGGACCAAUCCCCGUCUGCCACGUGGCAGAACGACGAUGAGUCACCUCCGUCCACAAAACGACGUGCCACCGAAGACUCAAAUGUAUUGAUUCCAGUCGAAACAAAGUCGUUGGCGCAACAGAUUCAAGCGGCGGAAGCCGAGAUGGACGGGUUUGGAGUGAGCAGUGCCAGGUUGGCGGCGUUGAAGAAGGAGCUGGCCAACUUGCGAAAGCAGCAAGCCCAACAUGAGUAGUAGUACUAGUAGUAGGUGAUCGUACAUACAUGUAACAAUAUUCGGGCGGUGUUGGUGUUU
Aphanomyces astaci is the source of this 2095-nucleotide messenger RNA. RefSeq lists its product as hypothetical. Bases 8 to 2035 code for a protein of 675 amino acids. Gene Ontology annotation, molecular function: protein binding. Lineage: Eukaryota; Oomycota; Saprolegniomycetes; Saprolegniales; Verrucalvaceae. The record is from RefSeq and is a predicted model, not a curated record. The transcript has 11 exons.